AAUUGCAAUUUGGGCGUCCUCCAUUUGCAGACAGAUGUAGACAUAACAAUUAGGUGGUCAUAUGGGGAUUGCAAUAAGGCAAAUGUUUAAAAGCCAAGACAGGAUGUAGGAGGUCGUAUUUUGCACCAGGAAUUUGGAAAUGAGACGCCGUGAGAACUUUCCUUGCCCACAUCUUGCAGUCUGGGGGCUACAGUGAAGCGCAUCUUUAAAAAGAACACAAUACUGUUAAAAAAGCGUGUUUACAAAAAAAGAAAAGAAAAUACCGAUACGAGAAUAGAUAAGAAAAAACAAAACACAAAGCAAGGAGAUGACCCUCCCUGGGGAAGGCCCGGUGGCGCUGCUACUGCUGCUGGCCCUGUUGCCCUGCGUAGAGACUCUGAAGCCGCCCCCCUCCGGCUUCAGUGAGGUUCUGAAAGCAAGUGAGCUGGAGCCCAACAAAUCUGGGAUUUUAAAUAAUUUGACUGACAACAUAAUCCAGAGCCUAGAGGAGACUGGGCAGGGAGAAACGGCCCCAGAGACGACAGUAGUGCCUCCGCCAGCCAAGCUGUGCCCCGGGAAUCAGGUCCUGCGGGGAGGAGAGCAGAGCUGCGGAUGCCCUGAAGGCCUGGUCCUCCAGGGAGAGAACUGCACCUGCAGGUCCGGCUUUAUACUGCAGGGGGAGACACUGCACUGUCAGGACACUGAUGAGUGUGAAGGAGGUGUAGAGGCCUGCGGAGCCCAUGCCAGCUGCACCAACACUGUGGGCUCCUUCCUGUGCCGCUGCCAGCGAGGUUUCCUCAUGGGACCAGCCGGCUGUGAGGACGUGGAUGAGUGUCAGCUGGCGCAGGUGACAGGUCUGCAGGCCUGCUCGGAGCACGCUGUCUGUCAGAACACGCCCGGCUCCUUCUCCUGCGCUUGUGACGAGGGCUUCGUUCUGGCGCUGGAUGGCAAGAACUGCGUGGAUGUGGACGAGUGCACGUUCGAGGAGCAGUGCCGGAGGGAGCUGGGGAACAUCUGCGUCAACACACUGGGCAGCUACGCCUGCAGCUGUCAGACCGGCUUCCGGGCUCACCAACUCGCCUGCGUGGAUGUGGAUGAGUGCACGGAGAACCCUGAUAUCUGUGCAGGGCAGGGGGUGUGCCAGAAUUCCCUGGGGAGUUUUCACUGCGUUUGUCCGCUGGGUUACCGUGGGAACGGCACUCACUGUGAAGAUGAUAACGAGUGUGCGUCGGGGAAGCAUGGCUGCGACACGAACGCUCGAUGUGGCAACAUCAUCGGCUCAUACUUCUGCCAGUGCUACCAGGGCUUCAGCGGGGACGGGCACUCCUGCUUCGAUGUGGACGAGUGCUCCCUGAACAAUGGGGAAUGCCAGCACAGCUGCACCAACGAGGCCGGGGGCUACCAGUGCCACUGCCGGGAGGGGUACAGACUGGAGGAGAACCGCAGGAACUGCACAGAUGUGAAUGAGUGUGUGGUUCUGAAUGGCACGUGUAGUCAGAUCUGUUCCAACACUGAGGGCUCCUACCUGUGCUCCUGCCGACCUGGAUUCCAGCUACAUGUGGACCAGCGCCAAUGUGUGGACAUCGACGAAUGUAAGCUGCAGAAUGGAGGCUGCUCUCACGGCUGCUCCAACACGCUGGGGGGCCACAACUGUGAGUGUCCAGGGCCCCUAGUGCUAGACCUGGACAACAAGACCUGCGUCAACAUCACUUCCUGCUCGCUGCGGAACGGAGGCUGUGAUCAGGUCUGUACCGAGCGCACAGAGGGGGUCGUGGAAUGCAGCUGCAGGGCAGGCUGGGAACUGAGUGCCAACCACAGGGCCUGUCAGGAUAUUGACGAGUGUGCUGAUUUCACGCGCGGCGGCUGUGAGCAGAUCUGUGAGAACCACCCCGGGAGCUUCAACUGCAGCUGCAGUAUGGGCUACAAGGGGCGCACUGAUGACAGGACCCGGUGCCAGCCUGUGUGUCAGCCCCCCUGUCAGAACUACGGGGUGUGUGUCUCCCCCAACACCUGCCACUGUCCACCAGGGUAUCCCGGACCAGGCUGCUCUGCCAUGUGCUCCCCGCCCUGCGCUCACGGAGGAACCUGUAUGCGGUGGAACACCUGCCUGUGCCCUCCUGGCUGGACUGGUCCCAGCUGUCACACAGCGGUGUGUGAGCUGCCAUGCUCCAAUGGGGGGCGCUGUAUUGCUCCAGAGACCUGUCAGUGUUCAUCGGACUACAGCGGCCCGCAGUGCCUGACACCGACCUGCACUCCUGCCUGUCUGAACGGAGGACGCUGUAUCGAUGUCAACAAGUGCAUCUGUCCCAAAGGGUGGCAGGGAGCACGCUGCCAGAUAGAGCCGGUCCUGUGUGAGAAGGAGUGUAAGAACAGAGGUGUGUGCGUGGGGCACAGCCGGUGCAAGUGUGCGAGUGGAUUCACGGGGGACCUGUGUGAAACAGCGUUGAUCGAGCCCUGUAUCCCCCCCUGUCAGCACGGCGCCACCUGCACCCAGUUCAACACGUGCAAGUGUCCCGCGGGAACCGCUGGACAGCGGUGCGAGAGACUGACCUGCCCAAUCAUAACAACAACGGUCAGCAUGACCCGAGCAGUCAGGCAGGGUGUCCGGGAGAGCUAUGUGGACCGCUGUGGACCCCUGGGAGUGCAUCUGUGCACCAAGUACAGAAUCAAUCAAGCUCGUGUGUAUGUGCAGGCGUACAAGGUGGGCUACAAGAUCCACUGUCCACAGAAAGAGAAAUGAUGAACCCCAGCCCUGGAGAGACCACCAGCAAAGGAGCCCAACAGACCAGCUUCAGACAGACUGGGACCCCCAUCACAGCACAGACACUCCCACUGACAACACAGUGAGACAGGCCUCUGUUCUACAGCACAGUACAAUGAGGCACCUCGCUGCGCAGCUUACUCAGUCUAUAAAACAGAAGAACAUUUACAAACAAGAGGAGGCCAUUCAGCCCAUCAGUGCUCAUCCGGCUCCUAGUAGCUGACUGAUCUCAAAAUUUUAUCGGGUUUUAUAGGAUCUUUUACCCUCACUGCUCUCUGCGUAAACAAGUUUGUCUCUCCCCUCUGUCCUAUUUCUUUCGGCACCUAAUUUCCUCUGGUCUUGGUUUCUGUUCUGUGCUUGACGUGUCAGCAAGGGUUAACUUCAUCAGCUGUUCAUUCCUUGAUAUAACAGUAACUGGUAGAACAAAACGCCAGCGCAGCCGUGCCACAGAGACCGUCAGCGAGCAGGGUGCGGACUGUGGCUUUUCAUGUUGAAAUAUUCUUUAAUUUUCCAUUAGCUGGAAAACAAAAGUAUAAUUCAUCCCCAAAAAGCAAUCUGUCAGCAGUAAAAUAAAGUACUUCAUUAAAGUGAAUGUGUUUUUUUCAGAUAAAUUCUGCUAGAGGAACCAAUGUGAGCAUGGUCAUUUUUGCCACCUAAUAGAUUUCCAUAUUUGACCCCAACAGUAAUAGCAACAGUGCAGUGCCCUCUGGUGUCCACAAAUCUGCAUGACCAUGUUUUACAGGAAGUAACCACUUGUUGCUGCAUUAUAAAUCAUUAAGCCACUGUCAACCAAUCAAAACGGUAGAUUUCAGAACAUUCCAGCUACCAACUGACAACAAUUCUAAAGACAUGGAUAACUUGAUUACCAUUGUAUUUCCCUUUAAUUAAAACGUGAUUUAUAAUGUUAAUAUAUGCAGUUGACCCUGUUUCUUAUGGUGUUAGUGUAUUCUUGUUUUGCUGUUGCUUCAGGCUCUCCUAUUCAUCCCUCUCGAAGUCGGGUGUUCUCUCUGUUUCGCCACUCCUCUGAACAGCAGUGAUCUCUUCUUUGUAAACCUGGGUGAAUAUUGGUCAGUGUUCACUGCUUUUGUGUUUUGUGUUUGUAUCACAGUUGAAAUAAAUCCUAUUAUUUGGUGUGUACAUUCAUUGCUUUAGAAGAAGCUAAAACAAGUCGAGCACAGUGGGCUCAAUCAAUUCACAUUUUAGAAAAUUGAAAUCUGCAGUAAAAAAAGUAUUAUUCUAGUCUAAACACAAAAUGGGCCCCAUCAUACUUAAUAGUUCCAUGCAUUACACAUGUAUUCACGUUCCAGUCCUCAAAUGUGUAGUUUUAGAAAACAUGCAUUUUCAUUUUUAAACAUGAUAUCUUGAUUAAAGAAAUCUCUGUUUGCAGUCCAUGCUUUCUGAUAGCCUUGAACUUUCAUGACAACCUGGAGGGCGAAACUGUCCUCAUCCCUUCAGUGCUGCCUUUCCUGCCAUUAACCAACCAGCUACUUCCCCUCAUGACUGACAUGCUGUACAGCCAGUAAGAUGCUUUGGCACUGCUAGGAAGGCAAUGCAAGCAGACAGAACUUUCUUUAACUGAGUGUAGUACCAGAGAUCCUGUUUGAAAAUGAAAACACAGGUUUGGAGUAACAUUUGAGACCUUUGUGCUGUAGCGAAUGGAUGGGCACAACAGGUAAAAAAGAAUGUUAACACUGUUAAGCUACAAACACUUUUAUUUGGGAUUGUAUUUUAUAACACUGCAUAUAGGUACUGAGCCCUGCUGUGGAUGUGUUCCCCUACUGGCAAGAUGAUUGCAUUACAACGUGUGCAUAUCUAUAAUAUUCUAACCCCUGCACAUGCACAGCUCUGUUUUCCUAUUUGUUUCAUGGGUUCAACUUAAAGUUAAUCCGUUACCAGUUAAUAAAGACCUUGUACAUGAGUUUAUAGAACUUUAACUGCGACCGGAGAGUGGCUUUGAAACACACAGGCAGAGAAAACUGAGGCUGCAGAAGACGUUGAGCUCUCUGGAAGGAGAGACCAGGAGUUCAGUGAGGAAACAGGCAGGGGCAGGGGAGGGAUUUGGAGGGAGGGCAGCAGUGAGGUCUAGUGGUUAGAGUUCAGGGACAGAGGGGUUCUCUCCAGUCCACUUGAGUACUAGUCUGCUCUCUCGACCACUCUUGUCUAGACACUGGCUGCAUCACGCAGUCACAUGAUUUCAUAACACUGCAGGGAAAGAGAAGGAGUAACUGCCUGUUAUUGGACAAGGUAAUAGACACCUCCUUUUGUUUUGGAAAUUGAAUUCAUUAAGGUCAUGUAUAACCCUUCUAAAAGUUUAGCACUAAAUUAUCACGGUCAGUUUUCCCAUGUUUUUCACCAUGGUUGUACUAUGCUUUUUUUCCCACACUUUGACAUUUUUCUUUUCCUUUUUUUUUUUGCUUUACCUUAUGUAGAUAGUGCUUUACCUGUGCUUUAUUACACUCUGCUUUUACUAUGUUGCUCUUUUAAAAGGGAAGGGCUGAGAUGUUUGGGUUCAUUAGGAGACGUGUUGUGUGUUGGUGGCUGUAACUCAUUUAAACUGCCUGAAGAAGCUUUUUAAAAUCAAUCAGCAUUUCUCGGUUAUGUGUUUGCUUUUAUUUUUAUUUUUUGUACUUCAAAAAUGAUUUCUGUAAAUCAUCUGUAAUUUCUCUUUUUUGUAGAUUUUUUUUUUUUUUUUUGUGUGUAAGAGCUUGCCUUUGAAUGUAGGUAACAUACACAUGUAUUAUUUUGGUGACAGUGAAGGCUGGUACAAUAUUAAAUAAAACACCAGAAACGGUUGCAUGCAGAGUUCUUACCUGUGAUGACCUGGACAGAUUCCCCUUUGUUUUGUUUUAUUACCUGUUAACCAAAAUGUUUCCUCGUGUGCCACACUCCAUAAUCAUCAAAUAAAGACUAUUCCCACA
Messenger RNA from Polyodon spathula (Mississippi paddlefish), 5658 nucleotides. RefSeq names its product fibrillin-2. Gene Ontology annotation, molecular function: calcium ion binding. Bases 308 to 2719 code for a protein of 803 amino acids. The transcript is spliced from 22 exons. The record is from RefSeq and is a predicted model, not a curated record. NCBI's taxonomy places the organism in Eukaryota, Metazoa, Chordata, Actinopteri, Acipenseriformes, Polyodontidae.